Molecule: messenger RNA, 1631 nt
Organism: Vigna radiata var. radiata (mung bean)
Lineage: Eukaryota; Viridiplantae; Streptophyta; Magnoliopsida; Fabales; Fabaceae
Product: protein VTE6, chloroplastic
Exons: 5
Coding region: 63-1118 (351 amino acids)
Cellular component (GO): chloroplast inner membrane
Source: RefSeq, a predicted model, not a curated record
ACUUGCCACCGUGAUUGUUGGUGGUGUGUACUGAAGAGACUUCCCAACACGCAACCACCCCCAUGGAAUCAGUAACAUGGGGUAACCCUCUCUCAUUUUCCAUUUUCAAUUCCCAUUCACGCCAUCUCACACAAUACAAAUUUAUGGCCUUUUCAACUCUCCAAACCUUCCCAGUACCUUCCUUUUCUUUUACUUUUUCUUCUUCUUCUUCUUCUUCUUCUUCCCACCUCAAACCCUCUUCUUCCUUUCCAAAACCCACUACUCUACUUCACAACUCUCGUCCUCUUCGCUCUUUCCCUCGCGCCAUGCACGUCUCGUCCAUCCAAGAUGCCAUUGGAGGGGCAAUUUCCCUCGUCCAAUCGUCUCCCGCCACAUGGCACUCUGCGCUUUUCAGCAAUGCCAUGAUAUUUCUUUUGGGUUCUCCGAUUUUGGUCACUGGGCUGUCUCUCUCCGGCAUCGUUGCCGCUUUUCUGCUCGGAACGCUUACUUGGCGCGCGUUUGGCCCCCCUGGGUUCUUUCUUGUUGCUGUAUACUUUGUUAUUGGUACAGCUGCUACAAAGGUCAAAAUGGCGCAGAAAGUGGCUCAGGGGGUUGCUGAGAAAAGAAGAGGAAGAAGGGGUCCCGGUAGUGUUAUUGGAUCUAGUGCUGCUGGUUGCAUUUGCGCUUUCCUUACUAUUUUUGGUGUUGGGGGAGAGACAUUUUCUCGGCUUUGGAGGCUCGGUUUUGUUGCCAGUUUCUGUACCAAGUUGAGUGACACUGUCUCAAGUGAGAUUGGGAAGGCAUAUGGAAAAACAACGUACCUAGUUACGACAUUUAAGGUAGUUCCAAGAGGCACAGAAGGGGCUGUUAGCGUUGAAGGAACCUUGGCAGGAAUUGUAGCUUCCGUAGUUCUUGCUUUUAUCAGUUUUCUCGUGGGUGAGGUUGGUUCACAUGAAGCAAUUAUAUGUGUACUAGCUGCUCAGAUUGCUAAUCUUGGCGAGAGUGUAAUUGGUGCUGCACUUCAAGAGAAGGAAGGAUUUAAAUGGCUCAACAAUGACGCAGUCAAUGUCAUCAAUAUAUUAAUGGGCAGCAUCAUAGCCGUCUUCAUGCAGCAAGCACUCCAGAUCUGGUGUUCUUAAAGUUGAUGAGUUUUUGAGAAGCUCAAUCACAUUAACAUGGACAGAAGACUGUCCUUCUGAUCAGUGGUCAUACUCAGAUGACUUUGGUUAUUACAAAGCUUAAUAGCAGUGGCAAUUGAACCAGGAAACUCAAUUAAGCUGUUGCCACGAUUCAAGUCAAGUCUAAUGUACGAGAAGCUGUGGUUCUUUCAAAAUGUAGGUGUGAACUUCCUUUUCUUGAUCCAGCUUACUAUCAAGAAAUUUAACCGUUCUCUCUUGAAUAUUUCUGUCUUUUAUAGCGCUCAUUUUGGAGCAUUUCAAAUACAGUCCUUGGUUGAGUAGUUUAGACUUUAGUUGUAUAGGUAAUUUCGGAGAUGGACUCUUCUACUUUAUCAAGAGCCUCAGGAUGUCACACAUUGCAUUCUUGUGUGCAAUAUUUCUUUUAAUGCUGAGUUAUACUAACUAAGUGCACGUUGUGUGCAUUACCUCCACCAACACUGCUAUUUAAGAGUUGAAUUAUCUUCUCUUGCUAUA